AUGUUCCGCUCCGCCAUUGUUCGUUCCUUGAAGGCUUCCGCCCCUCGUGUCAUCAAGACCCCGGCUCCCUUCCACAUCCGCAGCUCUCCCAUUGCUGCUCAGGUCCCUCAAUUCACUCCCUGCUUCGCUCAGGGUGUCCGCCUUUACUCCGCUCCUGCUGGUCUGAGCAAGAAUGAGGCCGAGGGCCGGAUAGUCAACCUGCUCAAGAACUUCGACAAGAUUAACGGCGCUUCCCACUUCUCGAAUGACCUUGGUCUGGACAGCCUGGACACCGUCGAGGUUGUGAUGGCUAUUGAGGAGGAGUUCAGCAUUGAGAUCCCUGACAAGGAGGCCGACCAGAUCCACAGCGGUACGUUAGGACUUGAGGACUUCGGUGAAGUUCAUGAAUCAGAGCUGACAGGAAUAUUUCGCAUAGUUGACAAGGCUGUUGAAUACAUCCUGGCCCAGCCCGAUGCCCACUAA
Penicillium digitatum Pd1 is the source of this 462-nucleotide messenger RNA. The record is from RefSeq and is a predicted model, not a curated record. Lineage: Eukaryota; Fungi; Ascomycota; Eurotiomycetes; Eurotiales; Aspergillaceae.